CCGCUUUCGACCUCUUGUAGGUACCUAACGACGUGACCAACCUAGCGUAUAAUUUUCCCUAACAAUGCUGGCCGCCAAGUCAGUCGUUGGCCAGCGCGCCUUCAAGGCGUCCGCUGCGCGCACAGCCCCCAAGGUCGCGCGCCGCGCUGUAGUUGUCCUUGCGCGUAAGAAUGAGGUUAGCGAGUCGUAUGCUAAGGCGCUGGUGGAGCUGGCUGACGAGAAGGGCAAGCUCGAGGCAGUGCAUGCUGAUGUGGACGCGGUCGCUAGCCUGGUGAAGGAGAACAAGAAGCUUGCUGAGCUAAUCAUGAACCCCGUCGUCGACAACGAGAAGAAGCGCGCUGUGCUGGCCAAGAUCGCCAAGGAGGCAGGCUUCCAGCAGUACACGGUGAACUUCCUUAACUUGCUGGUGGAGAAGGACCGUCUCUCGCUUGUCCCUGAGAUCUGCGAGUGCUUCGAGGACUUGUACUGCGGCAUGACGGACACCCAGGUCGCUACCCUGCGGUCGGCCGUUAAGCUCGAGCAGGAGCAGCAGUUCCUCAUUGCCAAGAAGUUGCAGGAGCUCACGGGCAGCAAGAACAUUAAGCUGAAGCCCGUCAUCGACCAGAGCCUUAUCGCUGGAUUUGUGGUGGAGUAUGGCAGCAGCCAGAUCGACCUGUCCAUUCGCGGCCAGAUUGAGCGCGUCGCAGACCAGCUGACGAAGGAGAUGACCGCCAAGCUGGCGUAAGCUUUGGGCAUGCGAUGCUUAUGAGCUAGUUGUAGCUACAGAGGGGAAUAUUGGAGCCGGCAUGGACCGCAACUCCCAGCAGCGCCAGGGCGGUCAAGCAUGGGUGCGGGGUACUGACAGCGCAGGCCGAGGCUCAGUGUCCUUUAGACAGGAUCUACCUUCAUAUAACGAGGGCAUAAGAUAGAAUGCACGUGGCUGCAUGUAGGGCGAGCCUCGGGGUGGUAGGGGUCUGGGCCUGCAUGGAAGCCAUUGCAAGAGGAGAGCAAAGAAUUUUGUUGUGAGGCUGCAGGCAUUUUGCAGUAUGUUUCGCUGACACCGAGAAUUUCGUUGGGUACAAGUCUUGCCUAGAGGGAGUGGUGCCCAUGAGUGUUUAUCUGGGGUUUGGGCCUUGUGGGUCACCUUCAGGUGCUGGUAACACGGACAUUCCCACGUACGGACACUUUAGCAUAAUGCCUGUACCAAUGCAUGUUGGUGCAUGGGAGUUGUUAAAUUUCAUGGGUGCUGCUUUGCCCGUUGUAACACCAAGAGAAGCCUUGGGAUGGUACGAGCAUGGGUGGCCCUCCGUGACCCUCCGUGAAUAGCGCGGAAUGACCCAUGGGUGCAGUGUGCACGUAUGUGCCGUAACCAUAGCCGUGUAGCAGGCGGGGACUGCACGAGAUUUGCUGCCAUCGGCCGCUAGCUUGCAUGGACUAGGGUACUGCUUGCAUGGACUGUUGUUCGUUGCCCCGUGGAUGCCGGAUGCCGGACAGAUCUAGAUGCCUCACGCCCUGGCUUGCAGAGGAGUUCGUCGUUAACCGGUCAGCGAAAUCGCUUGUCCAAGGCCCACUAAGGAGUGCUCAUAUACCAUCAAACGCAGCAGCGAUAGGCUAAGCUUAACCCCAGCAGAUUUAGGUUUACUUGCUUGGUUGCUUUGCCACCAGCGCAUAAUAUUACGCAAACAAUAUUACAGCUAGUUGAUUGUUAGGACUGAUUUCGUCGUGUAUAUUGACACAAGCAAAUACUGCCCCAUGCAAGGCGACCUGUAGGUAUUCCGUGAAGUGCUCCGUCCGCGAUGUCGACUGAACAGCAGCUUCAAGACCGUGAACAGCAGGAAGGCUAUAGGGCGCCACGAGUCUCCCUCACAAUACGCGACUUCAACAUCAACGGUCGUAUUGGCGAUGGCAGCUUCUCGACUGUCUUCUUGGCGCAGCAAAAGGAAACCGGGAAGCAAUAUGCGAUCAAAAUGAUGAAUAAACACCUCGUUAUGCGCAAUAAAAUGGUGGAGUACAUAAAAAACGAGAGGUUCAUCCUCGAUAAGUUGGACGACGCGGGCAUUGCAAAGCUGCACUUCACUUUUCAGGACCCUGAUAACCUAUACUUGGGCAUGGAGUACUGCGCUGGUGGAGAGUUGUACGAGCAGAUCCACAGGCUCGGUCGGCUGCCGCUGGCCUCCGUGCGCUUCUACGCGGCCGAGGUGGUGCUCAUACUGCAGUACCUGAGGCAGGCGGGGGUGGUGCACCGCGACCUGAAGCCCGAGAACCUGCUGCUCUCAGGCGACGGCCACCUGCGACUCAUCGACUUCGGCAGCGCCAAGGCCUACUUCCUGCCGCAGGCGGAGAAGCCGCCGGGCAAAAACCGCGCCACCUCCUUCGUGGGUACCGCCGAGUACGUGUCGCCCGAGGUGCUGCUCAACCAGCCGCUGUCCUACCCGGCGGACCUGUGGGCGCUGGGCUGCAUGGUCUACCAGAUGAUAGUGGGCAAGCCUCCCUUCAAGGGCGCCAGCGAGUACCUCACCUUCCAAAAGGUGUCCGAACGCGACUUCAGGUUCCCGGGUGACCCACGGGUCGGCGAUGACCCGGCGGACCCGCAGCUGGACGCCGUGGAGUACCCGCCGGAUGCGCGCGACCUCACCGACCGCCUGCUCGCCAUGGAGCCCUCGGCGCGCAUCGGCGCGGAGGACCUCUCCGAGCUCAAGUCCCACCCCUUCUUCGCCGGCAUCGACUGGGCCACCCUGCGCUCGCAGCCCGCCCCCGACUACCUGCCUCCGCCGCCCCCCGGGUGUGGUGGCGAGGAGGAGGGGCUGGACUGGGAGCUCACCUCGCUGGUGAGGGACGCGGCGGAAGGGGCGGGGCGGUGAUGAGGGGGGACGCGGCGGUGAGGGGCGUGAGGAGGAGGAAACCGAUUCGAAACCGUGAUGUAGAUCGAGGCAUCAGGGAGAGGAGGCGGCGAGGAGUGCGUUCCUGAGCUGGGCUUGGCUGAGGAUUUGUGCGAACUGGGGCUUUAGGG
This is a messenger RNA of Astrephomene gubernaculifera, 2989 nucleotides long. NCBI's taxonomy places the organism in Eukaryota, Viridiplantae, Chlorophyta, Chlorophyceae, Chlamydomonadales, Astrephomenaceae. The record is from the annotation of a GenBank genome assembly.